Molecule: messenger RNA, 6159 nt
Organism: Colias croceus (clouded yellow)
Lineage: Eukaryota; Metazoa; Arthropoda; Insecta; Lepidoptera; Pieridae
Exons: 3
Coding region: 193-5439 (1748 amino acids)
Source: RefSeq, a predicted model, not a curated record
UGCACUCACCACUCUCAGACACAAGACAGUCGCCUCCACACAGCCGUGACAAACAGACGCUUUAUAUAUAUAGUUGUGAACCAUUUUUGUUGUGCAAAAAAUGUGAUUCCAACGACAUUCAAGGGAUUUUCAUGUAUUUUGGAUAUUGUUAUUUUGUGAACUCACUGUGUUGUUUUUGUGAAAUAUUUUAAGAUGGCGUAUAAAGUGAUCGCCUGUAUUUUAUUCCUGGCGUUCGCGGCAGCAGGAAAUGAAAAAUCAAGAUGGUCACGGCAACUUAGCUCUUAUACAUCAGACAUAAGCGACUGGGUGCCAUUACCUGGUCCGCCGGAGAGAGAACCGAUCCAAAUUAGACGUCAAUCGAUCGCAGAGCCAAGGAUUCUAUCGGAACCCUUCCCUGGAUUUGGAAAACCAACUGGAUUCUCUCAAGAUGACUUCCCUCCAAGAUCUCUCUUUAAUGCACAAACUAAUAGACAGCUUUAUCUUCAAGCUGUACCGUCAGCACCGCAGAAUUAUCUCACAGACCAAGGUUUUGGACAAGGGCUUAAGUUUGGAUUGGCGCAACCUAAUUCUCCAUUCAGUCAAGGCUUUGUUUCUCCUCAGUUCAAUUUUGAUACCAUUCCGCAAAUGAAAUCGAGGCCGCCAACGGUAUCUAGUGCCGCCAACGGCAAAUAUGAUGGUUUUCUGAAACCUCAACCACUUCCACCCCAAAUGAGACAACAAUUUAUAAAUCCAACACCAAAGAUUAAACCAGAAGCUCCAAAAUUUGUUGAUGGAUACAGAAUUGUUAAUAAUUCCGAUUUCGGUAUGCCUAAGAAAGCACCGACUUUACAAAAAGUUAAAUUCGAUAACUAUGAUAAAUCAAAAGAAGCCGUAUCUCAAGGCAAAUCUAAAGCCGAAAGAGAAGAGGUUCAGCUACUCUACGUGCCAAUAGAAUCGUUGAAUAGAGGACAGUUUAACUUCAGGAGUCCACUUACAUCGGCACAAAUUCUAAAUACAGACCCGUAUAAUCAAAACUUGCGGGUUAACCCACUGAAACAAAAUCUCGCUCCCGAAUAUCAGAGGCCGUUAACGAAACCUUUGGAAACAUUCAACUCGCAAGAAGCAUUAAAUGACUUUAAUAGGCAACUCAUUGGAUUUGAUCAAAACUCAAAGUUUUCAACAUUAUCAUCGCCGUUUCCGACUGCUCCACCUACAACACCAAGGCCGAAAAAACUGAAACCGCAUCAACCACCUCUGGCUAUAUUUUUAUCACCAGAAUCAAAAGAAAGUACCGUGAAAGUUGGAGACGUGUUGAAUUCUUUGAAAAAUGCCGACUCUGUACCAGUUUUAGACUCUGUAAAUCCUCUUAAUGCACCAAAAGUUUUUAUAGGGCCUUCAAACUUAACACCUCCAGAUAAUUAUGUCAAAUUCGAAUUGCCAUAUCUAUCAAAUAUCGAUAACGUGGAUAAGAAACUACGUCAACUGCCAUUCUUCGUGGCUCCUCUAAGCUACAACACUCCGCAAGGAUUUGCUAAGAUUCCAUUCCCUUCUCCACACGUUGGGUCAGUAGUGAUCAAUUCACAAAUAAAGGAAUCUUCCAACACACCUGCACCGCAACCUAUUCCUGAAACGUAUGAAAACCCAUACAUAAGACCACAAGUAUAUAACCGACCACAGUAUCAACAAAACGUCGUAACGCAAAAACCUCAAAUAAGUUAUUACAGUACUGUUGCUCCAAAACCAAGUAGUCCGCCAAAUUACCAAAAUAACUACUACUCUAUUGAACAACAAUCAGUUAGUACUUUAUCACCGCCCAAACAAGCUUCCACAGUGAAGAGUCCUCCUAAACCAGGAUCCUACUUUUUGAGUAACUUUGGUGAUCAGUAUACUCCAUCUCAAUACGUUAACUUCCCUGAACAGGUGACCCAUAACCAACCCCAGCGCGUCAAAUCUUAUAGUGUUCCUCAACAAGUAGAAACUACAACUACGCCAAGAACUACUGUUACAACGACAACGAAACCCUCGUCUACACACCCCAGCCAUCUUUUGGAAACGCAUAAUCCAUUUUCUAUUAAUCAUGCAUUCCAUUUCAAUACUCCAGUCGAUUACCAAAACUUUUUCGAUGAAUAUAAAGAAACUCAUGCAACUCCGGGUACGUCAUCGUCUACUACACCAGCUGCCACUGUUGCGCAGACGGAAGCUACAACAGUGCCGAGCACAACCGCCACACAAAGUUCAAGACAACGAUAUUCACAAUCCUAUGUACAGAACUACUCUCCUGAAAUCCAUUAUGAAUCUGAAAGUCAAUCCUCUAGGCGGCCGGCUUACCAGACAAAGGAAUACCCAAAAAUAAGAAAUGAACCAACACCACGUCCAGAAUAUAAACAGCCAGUAACAGAAGAAUUACCUUCUCAAAACGAAUUGGAAAUAACUAGAAUUAAUUCGUUUGCACCAAAUAAAGAAAUUGUAGAAACUGAACCUCCUAAAGAGGACUCAAAUACAGAGACUGUAAGCUAUGUACCCGAACCGACAGUAUAUGAAAAACAACCGGCUGAGGUACCCCAACAAUAUAAUCAACACGAAGUUAACUACAGUUAUGAAGAAGUACAACCCACAGAGGUUAGUACUACAACUACCACAACUUCAACUACUCGGCGUACACCUUUAAGGACGAGAGGUCGUCCCCGAUACACUACUGCUAGGACAGAUACAAAUGAAUACACCACACGCGCUACACAAACACGAAGACCUUAUAGAGAAAGAAAGCCACCAACAAAUAGACCAAAAUAUGAACCUAACAGAAUAACCACUGAAAAGCCUGAUAAGGAAUAUUCUGAAAGUAUAGAAAGCACAACAAGACCGCAAAGGACUAGAGGUCGUGUUCAAUACAAGCCACGAUACGAUGAGAUUACGGAAACAAAGCGUUCCAAACAAAAAGAACAAGAUUUAGCAUAUCAAAGGGAUGUUUUACAUCAGAACUACCCUGUGACACUAAUGGAACGUGCAAGCACUGUUGAUAUUGAUGCUAUAACCGAAUCAACAGCAAAACUUCAUGUCACUAACACUGUAGACGAAUCGAAAUCAUUUGAUACUGAAAAUGCCUACACAAACGAUAAACCAUCCAUCACGGAGAAUAUUAAUGCUGAAUUAGCUGGAGACGUAUUUGCAUCUAAAUCCGUUUCUUCUGAAUCAGAAACUCAAUAUGGACAGCAAGGAAAUAGUGGUCGAAAUGAUGAAUAUGUUUACCAAACAAAAAGUAGCGUAGGACCAUCAGCUUACGAAGAAAUUAAAGAACAACACUCUGGAGAAGAAAGACAAGAAAAUGGUGAUGAAAUAUAUCAAACAAGUCCAGUUAGCCCAGUUACAGAACAAAAUAUACCCAAUUAUUCGGCUAAUAAUGAGUAUGCGACAGAAAAGCAGGAAAUAUCUGAAGAUGAGGAAACAAAAAUUACCAACCACGAUGUAACAGAGGAUCAAAAUCAAGAAGAACAAGUUGUAGAAACGACACCCUCAUACAAUAGAGUUAGAGUACGACCAGGAUUAGUGAGACAGUACCAACAAUCUUCAUCUACAGAAUCCACAAGAAAAACUGAGAGGAAAAAGUUAUCCCAGCCUAUUACAUACCGGCCAGCGUUUGAUAGACGGCGAACAACAAUGCGUAUUGAAGAAAUUGAAGCUGAUCUAAAAACAAAACCUGUCAACAGUCGAACACAAUAUGAAGACCACAGACAUCCUGUUUAUAAACCAGAAUCAACGACAGAACCACCGGCAACAGCGUCAUCAGCAGAAACAACAAAUAAACGUGGACAAUUUCGACGAAGAAGACCAGUUUAUACUACCACGACAGAAGCAUCAGCUAGGAAAACGUAUGACGUUAAAAACAGGUACCGAGGGCGAAGACCGACUGAAAAGCCUACUGAGAAACCGGAAGUACAAACAGACGAUUCGUCAUCUACUACUACAAGAAGUCCGCCGUACAACAGAUUUAACCACAGAACAAAACUUUCUGAACGCUACAACAAAAAGCCUGAACCUGAAGAAGCUGUUACUGAGGAUCAAGAACCCAAUUAUUCAAUAAAUAGGCCGAAAUAUGCUGCUCUAGACUCCGAACGUUGGUCCCCAAAAAUUUCUAAAGAUUCAUUUAAACCGUAUAAUCCUAACGAUCUACUUGAAGAAAAUAAACCAUCUGAAACAAAAUCAAAAGACGAAGAAUUAGAUAUUAUAACUGCAAGAAACGAAUAUGAUGAUAUUUUAAUAUCUGUUACACCUGCGACAAAUACUAACAAUAGAGUCAAUAAGAAAAUCGCAGAUAUUCCUUCUACGCUUGAAGCUUAUGUCGAACAAAGUAAAGUAGGUAAAACAGAAUCAAAUGAAGCAGCGUCUACAUUUGAAACUAUGUUAGAGGAAGUAAUGAAAAGCUUGGAAGAACAAGAUGAAGAUGAAUAUACAAAUAAAGUAAUGAAACACAAGGGUGGUGAAAUUGGAGAAAUACCGCCUGAGAAAAUAAUAACGUCUGGGGAAAAUUAUUCAUCAAAAACUACUACACCUGUACAAGAAGACACGACUACAGCGGUGCCAGCGACGGAGGAUCAAGCUCAGGAAGAUGAUGAGGAGGAUGCCAAUCGCAAGAACCGUCGACGUGGUUUCUGGAAAAAAGUUAAAGUUCGCCCAAUAACAGAGUCUUUCGAGGUUGCAGAAUCACAGUACUACCCUAAUACAGUAAAUACACUUGGACAAAGCGUAUCAAAAAUAUCCUCUGAUAAAUCGAUUGAAAGUAACAAGAAGAAAAUGAAAGUAACCACAUACAAGCCAAGUUUCCAAUUCAUAAAGGAUUUCUUUGAAACUGAUGACAGUGCAUUUGAUUUAUCAGCCGAUAUUGAUAUACCUAAAAUAAACGCAACACGCCAGUACGACGCUAUAACUCAAAAAGUUGAAGCAAUUACUGAACCUGCCAUGAAGGAAACAAUCGCUGAUAUCAGUCCUGGAGAUAUGGACUGGGGUACGGGAUCACCAGAUCCAACAUUGGAAGAUGCAUCUUUCUAUUCGGAACCUACACAGCCAACUAUAGACAGAUCAGAUGGUUUUAGCUUCAUGGAAUAUCUAUUUGGAAUGCAGUCGAGCGAGGAACCUCUACCAGUCAAAAAUGAAACCAGGGAAGAGUCCACCAAAGCAUCGGAAAGUGCAUUUGAAUCGGAGACAACAAAAGGAACAACCGACAGUUACAUACCUGAAGAAAUAACAGCCGAUACUGUAACAGAAAAUUCAGCUAAUACUGAAGAUCAGAAAAAUAUAAGCAAUGACGCAACAGAAAAAUCGCAGGCUGUCGAAAGUACAUCAGCAUCUAGUUUUAUGGAUCCUUCAAAUGUAAUAAGCACAUCCAUGUCUACAGAGGUAUCGCAUGAAACUGAAAUUUGCUUUAGAGGUAAAUGCAUCAAAACAAAGAAGGACUUAUUAUUAUAAAAAGUGCUAUUGAGUUCAAACUUAGUGUUACGGGAAUAGUGAAAAUGUGAGAGGACACUUGGUGUAUAGACUAUGUUAUAAAACUUAUUUAUAUUUUAAUGAAAUCCUGUAAAUAGCUGUCUAGCCCUUUACUUGAUUUCAUUUUUAUUCUGACCCUAAAUAUGGCUAUUAGAGUCAAUUAUUAAUGUUGAAAGAUUGAGGCUCUUUGCGCUAACAGUCUUAAAAGUAUGGUUUAAAUUUACCAAUUUUUAUAUGAAUAGAAUGUUUAAAGAAAACUAAUAUUUCUAAAACAUUUUUAUUAAAUUUAAAUUAAACUAUUCUGGGCAACCCUAUAUGAUAUGCUUUUAUUGUACGUUUGUAAAGAUGUUACAUGCCAGUUUACAGAAAGCACAUAAUUAUUUCAUAAAUGUAAUUUUUAGUUAGGGUUGCCACAUAACAAUAAAUAAAGGUUAGUGGAGUAUAUUUCAAUGUAAUAUAAUUAACUCAAUUUAUCUUAAGAUUUUAUAUUUUUGUACUAUAGUAUUUGACUGAAAGUAUUGUGUAAUCGACUAAUGCUAAGCUAUAUUAUAUCUAUUUAUUUAAUGUAUUUACUCUGUCUAAGGGUAUUCAGUGAAAUAGUUUCUUACCCCACCCAAAGGUUUUAUGUAAUGACCACUCUAGUGGUUAUGUACCAUCAUUGUAUAUUUUUACAAUAAAAAUAAUAUAAAAAAAAUUAUAAAA